AUGGAGAGCUGGUGGAACACACCUAUGCAUGCAACAUCACGCGCACUCAAAGCUUUGCUGCUUGGUCCCAGGAGGACAGGGAAGAGCUCCACGGGUAACACCCUGUUGGGUCGAGGGCGGGUUUUUGACACGAGAGGAGGAGGGGCCAGUGCAGCAGCUGGUGCUGUCACUGCUGGACGCCAUUUGACCGUGGUGGAUGCGCAGGGCUGGGGAACAUCUGAGGACUUUGUUCCCAAAGAGGAGAAGAUUGAACUCCUGAGAGCAUUAUCGCUGUGUGGAACUGAGGGACCUCAUGUGGUUCUGUUAGUGAUUCCUCUUAUGGACUUUACCGAGUCUGAGAGGAAAGCAGUAGAGAGAAGGAUGGAAAUCCUCACCUCUGCUGUCUGGAGACACACGAUGGUGUUGUUCACUUUUGGAGACUUGCUAAAAGAAAAAGGCUGCAGCGUACAGGAGCACAUCCAAACAGGUGGCCCUGCUCUGAAGUGGCUGAUGGAGAAAUGUCACUAUCGAUACCAUGUGCUGGAUAACAAGGCAGCUCUGGAUAGGAGACGAGAAGGAGAGCAGCAGCAAGUGAGAGAGCUGCUGAGCAAAGUGGAGGAUAUGCUGGAGGAGAACGGGGGGUGGCACUUCUCCUUUCACAUGUACCAAAGGCUGGAGGAGGAAUGGAAACGCAGAGAGCAGCAGCUGAGAGCUUUGCUCGAGGCGCAGACAGAAGUGGGAAGUGCGAGGAGAAAACAAAAGACGGCAGAGACAAAGGCAGAAGUGGAGCCAGAACAACAGCCGAGUUUGGAGGCUGAAGAGCAGGAACAAAGCCGAAAGAAAGAGCUAGAGAACAAGGAGGGAUGUGUGCAGAGGGAGAUAAACACAGGGGAAGAGAGAGAAGAGGGAGUCGAGGUGGAGCUGAUGAGAUUGAGCAGUGAGGAGGAGAGGUGGGAUACGAGCUCUGAGAGCAGGGGGGAGAGAGAAGAAGAGGAGGAGAGAGAAAAGAUGAGGGGGCAGCUGGAUGAGGAGAACACUGAAGUAAAGACUGGAACAGUGACUUCAUGUUGGCCCAGUGGGGGUCCAAGGUUAGUUUUAAAGCCAAUCAGGAGGCUGGCCUAA
Neolamprologus brichardi is the source of this 1101-nucleotide messenger RNA. RefSeq names its product GTPase IMAP family member 6. Lineage: Eukaryota; Metazoa; Chordata; Actinopteri; Cichliformes; Cichlidae. Gene Ontology annotation, molecular function: GTP binding. The record is from RefSeq and is a predicted model, not a curated record.